GUUUCAGUCACACACUGAACAGCAGCAGCACAUGCGUGUGUGUGUGUGUGUGUGUGUGUGUGUGUGUGUCAGUGACCCUCUGUCUUUCUCCUGUAGUUUACAUUCAUCCGUUCUGAAGCACAAGAUCAAGCUGGAAUAUUUUGAGGAGAACUGUUGAUCUUCACGACCAAACGAUGUCGUGGAGCUCGGAGUACAGAAGCUCAAAGUUCCGGCAUGUUUACGGAAAAGCUGGAAGCAGAGAGCAGUGUUACGAGGGAAUUCCCAUCACGCACAGCGUCCACGAUAACCACUUCUGUGCGGUUAACCCGAAAUUCCUGGCCGUGGUCACUGAGAGCGCAGGAGGAGGAGCUUUUAUCGUUAUCCCACUUCACAAGCCGGGCCGAGUGGACCCUCAUUACCCCAGAGUGUGUGGUCAUCAGGGCAGUGUGAUGGACAUCAAGUGGAGCCCCUUCAUGGACAACAUCAUCGCCUCCAGCUCUGAGGACUGCACGGUGAGGAUCUGGCAGAUUCCUGACGGUGGUUUGAGGCGGAGCUUAACUGAAGCUCUGAUGAUUCUAAUUGGCCACAGCAAGAGGGUGGGGCUUAUUGAGUGGCAUCCCACCUGCAGCGGCAUCCUGUUCAGCGCCGGAUAUGACUGUAAGAUCUUGAUGUGGAAUCUGGAGGAGGGCGUGGCCGUGAAGAUGAUUGACAGCCAUCCAGACGUGGUGCUCUGCAUGUCCUUCAACACUGACGGGAGUUUACUGGCCACCAGCUGUAAAGACAAAAAACUGCGCAUUAUUGAUCCACGGUCGGGGAAAGUGCUUCAGGAGUCGUGCUGUAAGAGUCUGCGCGUGAACCGUGUGGUGUUUCUGGGUAAUCUGAGGCGCGUUUUCACCACCGGCGUCUCCAGGUGGAACAGCAGACAGAUUGCAUUGUGGGAUCAGGAGGAUCUGAGCUGUCCAGUGCUAGAGGAGGAGAUCGAUGGUCUCGCCGGAGCCCUGUUCCCCUACUACGAUCCAGACACACACAUGCUCUACCUUGCUGGAAAGGGUGAUGGAAAUAUCCGCUAUUAUGAGGUGAGUGCUGAGAAACCCUUCCUGCAGUUCCUGAUGGAGUUCAGAUCUGCGGCUCCUCAGAAGAGUUUGGGUGUGAUGCCCAAGCGUGGUGUUGAUGUGAGCGAGUGUGAGAUCUUCAGGUUUUAUAAGCUGGUGACGCUCAGAGGUUUGGUGGAGCCCGUCUCCAUGAUCGUCCCGCGCAGAUCUGAGACGUAUCAGGAGGAUAUUUUCCCCAUGACGUCGGGCACAGAAUCUGCUCUGUCGGCUGCUGAUUGGCUCAGUGGGAUCGACAGAGGGCCGGUGCUCAUUUCUCUUAAAGAAGCGUACAAACGGCCAAAUCCAGUCGGUCUGAGAGCGUCCAGACGAGACAGGCGGAUGAUGAAGGGCAUCGAUUUACUGGAGAACAUCUCGACAAACACAGACAAAGAGUCUCCUGUGUGUUUUCCUGCUCAGCUGCUGAAGCAAGUCUACAGACAACAGGAGGAGCUGAGGAAACUCCGAGAGGAGCUCCGAGAAAAAGAGGAGAGAAUCCAAACGCUGGAGCUGGAGCUCAACAACCUGAGAAACACACGCACACACACUGACUGACUCAAUCAUGCUCUAUUUAGCGUUUAACAUCUGUAAUGCAGAUGGAUGUACAUUUGUGGAUCCACAAAAUUAAUUUAAAAAGGAGUUAUGAAACCUCUGUGGAGAUUUGUUCAUGAUGACAUUUGAUGAUGUUUAUAAUUGAUUAUAAUAUUGGUAUGAAUGUUGAAUUGUCAUAUUUGGUUGAGCUGUUCCUUGAGUAUACAAAUGUGCAGAUGAAAUCUUGUUCAGUAAUAACAGAUCUGCUUUCUCUUUGGAGGAGCUGUAUGAAGCUGUUCAUGUUGUUGGCCAGCAGGAGGCGCUACAGGAGAGCAAAAAACACUCGAUAUACUCUAGCUAUACAGGAGUUGUUUGUACUCGGUGACUGUGUUCGUCUUUAAUACUGACAUGUGUAGAUAAACACUACCUGACAAAAAUCGUAUCGCCUAUCCAAGUUUUAGGAACAGCAAAUAAUAACUGGACUUCUAGUUGAUCAUUUAGUAUCAGAAGUGUCUUAUAUAAAAGGCAAAGUCCUCUAGAUUACACUUAUUUGAGCACAAUAAAAUCUGAUCAUGCCUUGAUUAUUAAUGAUUUGAUUAGGACAGUAAGGUCUGACUCUGCUUAGACUAAAGUCUGGUCACUGAACCUUCAAUAAUGUCCAGUAUAGAAUAUGUGCUCAUGCUGCAGUGGAAACAGAAUGAAUAUUGUGUCUGACUCCAUCAUGAGCUUGGAGGACUGCAUCCAUACAUCUCUGCAAUGACUCAAAUCACUGAUUAAUAAAGUCAUCUGGAAUGGUGAAGAAAGCCUUCUUGCAGGACUCCCAGAGUUCAUCAAGACUCUUUGUGUUCAUCUUCAACAUCUCCUCCUCCAUCUUACCCCAGACAUGCUCAAUAAUGUUCAUGUCUGGUGAAUGGGCUGGCCAAUCCUGGAGCAUCUUGACCUUCUCUGCUUUCAGGAGCUUUGAUGUGGAGGCUGAAGUAUGAGGAGGAGCGCUAUCCUGCUGGAGAAUUCACCCUCUCCUGUGGUUUGUAAUGUAAUGGGCAGCACAAAUGUCUUGAUACCUCAGGCUGUUGAUGUUGAUCAUCCACUCUGCAGAUCUCUCGCACGCCCCAAUACUGAAUAUAACCCCAAACCAUGAUUUCUCCUUCACCAAACCUGACUGAUUUCUAUGAGAAUUUUGGCUCCAUGCAGGUUCCAGUAGGUCUUCUGCAGUAUCUGUGAUGAUUGGGAUGCAGACCAACAGAUGAUUCAGCAGGAAAAUCCACCUUCUGACACUUUUACACAUGAUCAACUAGAAGACAAGUUAUUAAAACUGAGACCCACGACAAGACUUUUGUCAGGUAGUGUAUAUACACAUAACUUAUUCUACAUCAUUAAGCCAAUAGGCAUCACCCACCUACUACCUUAGUAACUAUUUAUAAGCAGCUAAUUAUAAGUAAUUUAUUAUAAAUAUAAAGUAGUUUAUUGAGCUUAUAGUCUAAGUUAAGGGUUUGUUA
This is a messenger RNA of Danio aesculapii, 3094 nucleotides long. It is a transcript of the gene coro2bb, whose product is annotated as coronin, actin binding protein, 2Bb. The record is from RefSeq and is a predicted model, not a curated record. Lineage: Eukaryota; Metazoa; Chordata; Actinopteri; Cypriniformes; Danionidae. Bases 174 to 1622 code for a protein of 482 amino acids. The transcript is spliced from 12 exons. Gene Ontology annotation, molecular function: actin filament binding. Gene Ontology annotation, biological process: actin filament organization.